Messenger RNA from Zasmidium cellare ATCC 36951, 2850 nucleotides. RefSeq lists its product as uncharacterized. The transcript is spliced from 4 exons. The coding region runs from base 1 to 2850 and encodes 949 amino acids. NCBI's taxonomy places the organism in Eukaryota, Fungi, Ascomycota, Dothideomycetes, Mycosphaerellales, Mycosphaerellaceae. The record is from RefSeq and is a predicted model, not a curated record.
AUGUGCUUCUCUCGAUAUGAAGAGGAGUCCAUCUCCUGCACAAUUCGCGAUGACCGACCUCUGAAAUGGGGCAUUCCUGAUUCACGACCCUCCGACGCUCACGAAGACAACACCCUCACGAUCGGCUCCCGCCAGGCCAAGCGCCAACUUUCCCGUCGCCUUCACAAGAUCUGCAAGACACAUGCUCGUGCUGAGGGCAAAGCACGUGCUUAUGCCGAGCUCAUGCAACAGCGAGAAGCGCGAGCUCAUGCGAAAGCUCUUGCUCAGCAGAAGCUCGUAGUCAAGCGAUUGGAGAAGCAGCUCAAGAAGAUCAUUCAGCAAGAGUACGAGAAGUCCUUCCUCGAGCGCGAACACCGUCACUUUCUCAACGAUUUGGCCGAAUCACAUGCCAGAUCCAAUGAAGAAAUUACUGCCUUUAUGGCUCCGGGUUCCGCGCCAGGACCCAAGGAUCCUACGGGACACCCACUGAGAGUUUGGCAGGACAUCACAUGUGACGGUGUCGAGUUCCAGAAGGGAGAGGUCGGCGAGGUGAAAGCCUACGACAGCACCAGAAACAGGAUGAUGGUCCUGUUUCCUCGUCGACACGAAGCCAAUCCCAAUCGUCCACGGAAGGAAUGGCAGCCUAUCAUGCCCCUCAACCCCAGCUUCAUCGAAAUCAACUGGGGUGUGAAAUGGGGCCAAGAGAGUAUCAAUGCCAAUGUCCCUCCCGCCACUACCAACAUCGACUGGAAGGACUACAUAGACCUCUCGAAAGAACACAACCUGACAGUCAUGGCUUAUCGUCUUCUGAACGCCAUCCUCAAGUCGCUCCACAAAGGAAACCUACCUUGGCUCGGAGCGGCGGGCACGGUGAAUGCGUUCCAUUACAAGAACCCAUGGACCGUGCAAGAUUUCUGGAACAAGGGCAUUGUCAUCGACAAGAAGUCAGGAGCGAACGGAAUCUACCUGAGGAUUUAUCGAGAGUUCCAAAAGAAGCACAAGGGCGACAAACCCAAGUUCUACGUCGGCAAGACAGAACGCUCCUUUGGAAUACGAUAUGGCGAACACGAGAGCGCAACGACAAGCAAGACUGCACAAAACUACAGUGGCCAUCACUACAUCACCGCACGCGAUGCUCAGUACAGGAAGUCGAUCGAGUUGCUCAGAUUUGAUUCCACCACACUAGGAGCUAGUGGCAAAGAUUAUGACAUCGCCGAGAAUGUCAUGAUCUGUCUUCUGGGAACGUACAGACAAGAGCUCCUCAAGGACCGUGUUCGUGUGACUUCCACCGACGCUACCGAGAGUACAGAGAGUCAGGUGACGGACGAGCUGGAAUCCAAGGAGGCAGGCAUCCAAUUGCACCAAAUCGCAAGUGAACUAUUGCGGAAACACAACUGGGGAAAGCAUCUUCGCGACAAUCUGUCUGGUGGCGUGAACUGGUCAUCACCAUUGGGAGAUGCUUCGACAACCAGAUGUGAGAAGGUGUUGUACAUGCACAUAGAUGCAGGCGACCGCCAUACAUACACUCGCUCUGCGUCCAACGUGAACAAGGGAUCGAACAAAGACACGCACACCUUCUUCAAGAUCAUGGGCAUGGACAAGGCCGGAAAGAAACAGGCAGGCAUAGCCUUCCAGAGACAUCCUGCAAAGAACGGUCCAGACAUCAAGCAGCGUAUCGUCAUUACAUUUGAGAUCAUGAAGAAUCGUCGCCAUCCACAAGCAUUCGGGCGUCUCCCGGACGUCCUUGGCUGGAGCAAUGGUGACGAUCUCAACAAGUUCGCUGUUCGCGUGGAGUGGUAUGACGAGGAUGAAGACCAGUGUCAGAGGAUGUAUCUGCAGCAUUCAACCCUGCAGGUCAACUUCAAAGAUCCCAAAGUCAAAGGCAGCUUGAGUCGCUACAGCGACAUCCUGUCCUUGUCCAUGUUCCUGCAGGGAAAGGCAUUCGCCACAGUCUUCGAUUGGCAGCAUCCCAGGAUGGACAGGGCACGGGUCAAGACAGUGACGUUCGAUCCCUGGACUCAAGCGUACAAUCUGGGCAACUAUACGCUCGGAGGUCUCGUUGACAAGCCUAAGAUCGAUGACGCCCGUACGAAGGCACAGCUCGAGGCAGUUGGUCUUCAGCUUUAUGGUAGGCCUUGGGACGGUACGUCCUUUUUGACAGGGCUUACGCAAAAGCGCUCCAGGUGCGACACCUGCUACGUCGCCUACCGGGACGAGAAGAAGACUCAGGGAUCUGGCAGACCCAAAGCCAAGGAGUGCAUCAGAGCCCAGUACGGCACUGGGGAAUGCGAAUGCUGCUUCGCCUUCGGACGGAAGUGCACGUACACCCCAUCGAAAAUCAUCGAGAAGAUCGGGGUCGGGAAGGUUCGUAACAUGCUUUUCGGCUACGAAGAAGACGAGGAUGCUGCGCCGGCAGACAUCGAGUGGGGCGAAUACCUUUCUGGAGAGCUUAUGGAGAAUUCUGGAGCGUUCUUGGUCUUUCAGCCUGAAUCAAAAGUUUGUUGUUCCCUACCAAUCUUUAUUUUUUGGCUGUCGUUGGAGAGAGCAGUGCACUGGAGCUGGAGUUUGAAGGAGUUCUUCGGCCUCUCAUUGGCUGCUGGUGAAAAGUUCGGUUUGAGCUGUUUCCAAGUUGUUCGUGCCGUCUCCUCACAGAAUCAGCAACAGCCAAUCACAGCGCGAGAAACUCUUCCAACUUCUUCAAGAUUUCAAAUUCUCAACAGUAGACAGACCGUGGGGAGUGGCUUCCGUGGUAUUGCCUUGUUGGGCUUGUGUACAGAAGACCUCCUGCAGGUUGGGAUCAACUCGACAAAGCGAGGAGUCCGAGGACGGCUUGCCAACAACAAGGACAAGAAGCCUUUUUCCUGUGCCUAA